This is a messenger RNA of Adineta ricciae, 201 nucleotides long. The record is from the annotation of a GenBank genome assembly. NCBI's taxonomy places the organism in Eukaryota, Metazoa, Rotifera, Eurotatoria, Adinetida, Adinetidae.
AUGACAAGUGUUACACAGCAUUCAAUACAACGUUUUACUGUUCGUGUACGUAUGAUUCUCAAUGAUUACGCUGCGAAACGAGGAUCAACUAUUGUUCAUACGUAUAUUCAAUGUGAAAAUCGAGGUGUCUGUCAUUUAUCUUCGUCUAUAUCUGUACAUGCGACUGUUUCAUUGGAACUUACGACCAAAAUUGUCAAUUGA